AUGGCGAAUGGCAAUACCACUACCAAUGCCUCGAUGGCAGCCGAAUUCCGCAUCCUGGACAGCAGGUUGUAUGUCAACGGUAUCAAGAUGAGUGUUGCACCGGGUGUGCGCAGUAUGCCUUUCGCUGUCGAUUCCAACCCCGGAAGCAUUGACACAUCCUUCUCGGUGAACAGCGGCGGGCUCAGUUGGACAGACUCGGCAUUCACUAAUAGCACCGCUCAAUUCUACAAGGUCCCGCCCGAGGAGAUAGACAAUGCCCUCCUCUUGGUUCAAUUUAUUGGUGAACCGGACCCUGAACUGGGAUUGAGUCCCAUCAACAUGGCGGCGCAGCGACGAGAAGAAGCAAUCCGGCAAGAAUCUCUCAUGUCAAGCAUGGUGAUGGAGCCCACACAGACCACCAUCGAAGAGCCACCCUUCUCGUCCGCAUGGAUGGGCAUAUCCUCCUCAGGAGUUUGGGUGUCACCCCCUGCAAGCUCUGCUGUUCCAACUCAGUCUUGGAGUCCUGAUGGCGCCUGCGGUGCAACUAACGGGGGCUUCAUGUGCUCUGGUGCGCCUGAUGGCGAGUGCUGCUCUCCCUACGGCUAUUGGUGA
Molecule: messenger RNA, 591 nt
Organism: Coniosporium apollinis CBS 100218
Lineage: Eukaryota; Fungi; Ascomycota; Dothideomycetes
Exons: 2
Coding region: 1-591 (196 amino acids)
Source: RefSeq, a predicted model, not a curated record